AUGUCUGUUGCCGAGCACCCCGAGCUCACCAAGGUCGAUUCCGCCGUUGCUGGCUUGACGAUAUCACCUAAGGACGAGAAGGCACCUGAUAAUGCCGACAAGAAGUCUCACAGGCGUACCUCAUCUCAGGCCGAAGGCAUCUACAACAUCAAGGAACUAGAGGAGAAAGGAAUUGAAAUCACUCUGCCUAUUGAAACACAGAAGACUGGAUGGAAGCUAAACACUUCACCAUCAACAGUCGAGGACCGAGACAUCCUCAAACUUCAUCUCGUAAAUCCGCCGGUGAAGAAGAUUGACCUCCAUUUCCCCUUGGGGUUAGAGGUAACGGCCCGUAACAUGAAGGGUGUCACAAUCAAGGAUGCGCUGGACGCAAUUUACAAGCAAUUCAAGAAGAAGGCUGAUGAUGAGCUGGACAAACCCUACCUUGCUGGCUUCGAAUGGGACAAGGAAGAGUGCUGGACACGUCUCGUUGUUCACCAGACCAAGCAGGGUCCACCCCCAGUCACACCAGGCAAGAAGUCAAAGAAGAAGUCAAAGGAGGAAGCAUAG
Messenger RNA from Aspergillus puulaauensis, 549 nucleotides. RefSeq lists its product as uncharacterized. Bases 1 to 549 code for a protein of 182 amino acids. Lineage: Eukaryota; Fungi; Ascomycota; Eurotiomycetes; Eurotiales; Aspergillaceae. The record is from RefSeq and is a predicted model, not a curated record. The transcript has 4 exons.